AAGACACCUCCUGGCGCUGAUCCUAAGCAGUUGGAAAGGACUGGAACAGUAAGGGAAAUUGGGUCACAAGCUGUUUGGUCACUCUCGUCUUGCAAACCAGGGUUUGGAGUGGAUCAGUUACGAGAUGACAAUCUAGAAACUUACUGGCAGUCUGACGGUUCCCAGCCUCAUUUAGUGAAUAUCCAGUUUAGAAGAAAAACAACAGUGAAGACACUAUGUAUUUAUGCAGACUAUAAAUCUGAUGAAAGCUACACUCCAAGCAAAAUCUCAGUCAGAGUAGGAAAUAAUUUUCACAACCUUCAAGAAAUUCGGCAACUGGAAUUGGUGGAACCAAGUGGCUGGAUUCACGUUCCCCUAACUGACAAUCAUAAGAAGCCAACUCGAACAUUCAUGAUUCAGAUUGCCGUUCUAGCCAAUCACCAAAAUGGAAGAGACACCCACAUGCGACAGAUUAAAAUAUACACGCCAGUGGAAGAGAGCUCGAUCGGCAAAUUUCCUAGAUGCACAACCAUUGAUUUCAUGAUGUAUCGUUCGAUAAGGUGACUUUAAAAUGGAACAAAAGGUAUUAAAUACAUCUUUGUGUUUCCUGUCCUUAUAUAUUAUGUCAUAUAUCUUCAUUGAAAAAAUGCAUUUAUUUGAAAUGUGUUGUCAUGUUAUUGAAAUUUUGUAUGUUUAAGAGUAUUUUAACUUUGAUAAAUAAAUCACUUUUUUGAUAAUAUUGUCUGUUUUCUUUAACAUAUAAGAAAUCUCACAUAUUUUGUAUUA
This is a messenger RNA of Castor canadensis (American beaver), 765 nucleotides long. The record is from RefSeq and is a predicted model, not a curated record. NCBI's taxonomy places the organism in Eukaryota, Metazoa, Chordata, Mammalia, Rodentia, Castoridae.